This is a messenger RNA of Symbiodinium pilosum, 1519 nucleotides long. Lineage: Eukaryota; Dinophyceae; Suessiales; Symbiodiniaceae. The record is from the annotation of a GenBank genome assembly.
AUGGACAUCAUGGACGAGUCCGCCUCGGCAGUUUUCGUGCUGCAAGCAGACUUCGACGUGGUCUACAGCUCCUGGACAGAAGCUCUUGACCAGCUACGAGCUCGCUUGGUCCGCGCCUGCAUGGGAUUCACAGAGCAGCUGCAGCGGAUCAGCGUCGAUCUGGAGUGGGGCGUGGCCCGGGUUGGCGAGCAAGGUGUGGCCGUGGAGAUCCAUCGCCAGCACCUGCUGGUCGCGCGUGAGAGGCUCUCCGCGUUGGAAGCGGAGCUGACUGGUGUGCGCCUGGUCUUGGCUUGCGUCUGCGCGCUGUUGCUGCAGCUCUGUCGUGGUGUUUGGGAACUGCACUUCGGCGCAGUUCCAAAACAAGGACUCCCUGCACUCUGGAGCGUUCGCGCUACUGCUGCUGCCAAGAGCCUGCGGUGGAGAUCUGAUUUUACAAGACCACCGUCGUCGGCCGCAGCAGCUGUUGUCUCGAGUGGCCGGACUGUGCCUAGCUCUGUGCGCAUGGCCCGGCCGGGGAGGUUUGCGCUGAAGACGUGGCGGAAACGCCGUCGCCUGGUGGCGCGUCUGGCCCGCCUACGGAUCCUCGUAGGGGAAGCCAACUCGGAGCUCGAGGAUCUGGAGCACGCCGCUUUUUUCAACCUUUACUCCUGGUUAGACACUCCUGUGGAUGCCGUGGAGGAGAGCGAGUAUUAUAGAAGGAAGCACGUGGAGAAGAAGGAGCUGGCAAGGCUGGACGCCUCCCCGAAGGACAAGAAGGCCGCCGUCCGUGACUCCGGACUGAGUGGGCUCGCUGCUUCCCCCGAGAAAGCUGCCUCGGAGAAGGCAAGGCAGUUUGAAGGCUUGCUAGACAGUUUCAAGCAAACAGACUUGGAGCCCGGCGCCGCAACGGAGCUCUUGGCGCUGUUGGAACAGCAGACUGUCUUCGGGCCGGACCAGGUGCAGUGUCUGGCAGAAGCCCUUGCAGACACCGCGCCCGAGUCUCCAAGAGACAAGCCAACCUGCAAGAGCAAAAAAGACAGAAGGCCGCUGCAAGACUACUCCUACGUUUUCAGGUACUGCACCCCAGACCUUUGGACUGCUCUGCAAGACCCCGGCCUCAGGGACUUCAAGAAGCUUGACCUGCUGGCAGCGCACUGCGCCAAGCUUGGUUUGCGGUGCCCAAGUGAGUUCACGGCGCAGGUGGUUACUUGGUACUUCUUGCUCUACGGUAGCGACCACGUGCCGCUGCACGACGCCGUGGCCGUUCACCAGCAGUACCUGUCCGUCAAGUCGGCUCUGCAGAGGCACGGUCGCGCAGCACAAAUUGCUAUGAGCAUGCUGCCGCAUCUGAAGGCCCUGCCGCCGAAUCCUUCCGAUUUGGACCCGGCCUGGUACAGUCAUUGCUUCAACAAGGCAGCGCCCGCAAUAGCACCCUUCGAGGACACCGAUCUGAGAAUGAACGCGCUGGGCGCGCCUGCCCGGGGAAGUAAUUCUUGGCUGCGGAUGCAGCAGCGCAGCGCUUCGUGGGCGCCGUUGCAGG